Myzus persicae (green peach aphid) is the source of this 1291-nucleotide messenger RNA. RefSeq names its product transcription termination factor 4, mitochondrial. Bases 273 to 1148 code for a protein of 291 amino acids. The transcript is spliced from 2 exons. The record is from RefSeq and is a predicted model, not a curated record. Gene Ontology annotation, molecular function: double-stranded DNA binding. Lineage: Eukaryota; Metazoa; Arthropoda; Insecta; Hemiptera; Aphididae. Gene Ontology annotation, biological process: regulation of DNA-templated transcription.
AUGUAUAUAACCACGGUCUUAAUUAGAAUAUCGUGGGUGUAGUGACUAGUGAGUGAACCACUGAAAAAUGAAAAUUGCAAUUAUUUGAAAAUAUUUCGAAAAUAUUGACUUUCUAGUUUCUAUAUUUUAAGUUUUAUUUUGAACGUCUUAUUUGUUACAUGAUUUAUUAUGUUAGCAAUGGUGUAAAGACAGUAAAAACCUAAGUGGGUACCUAAUAGCGAAUAAAAGUGUACUCUUAAUAAUAUUAGCAUUAUCCACUAAGAUUAAUUACAAUGCUGUCAAUGAAAACUUUUCGAACAUGUUAUUUGUGUCAUUGUUUAAAAAUGAUCACAUCUAAAAAUAUGUCUGUUGCAGUAAAUGAACCGAAUGUCGUACCAGAACAUUUAUGUAAUUUGGCUAAGCAGUUAAAUGUAAAAAGUUCAAUAUUAUCCAACGUUAUAAAUAACCAUCAAGAGAAAUUAAAAUUUUACACUGAAUCAAGGUGGCUAGUACUAUUUGAAUAUUUAACUCAGUAUGAUUUUAAAACAUCUGAGCUUCUAGAAAUGAUAGAUUCAAACCCAGAUAUAUUAAGUAUAAAUAGACAAAACUUAGAAAAAUGCAUGAUUGCAUGGACGAACUUUCGCUUCGAUGACAAAAAAUUAAGACAGCUAAUAAUUUCACAACCUUCUUGCUUGUUGCUGGACGAUAAGCAAAUUUUAUCCAGAAUCCCCAAACUUUUAUCAUAUGUUGGUAAUAAACAAAAUAGGUUAUUAGAAUUGAUAUCAUAUUCGCCAAAUAUUUUGUUUGACAACUGGAAACAUAUAGAGUCUAAAUUAGACUAUAUACUGUUGGACAUGGAACUUGGUCCUACUCAAUUUGUAACGACAAGUGUUAUGUCAUCAACACUUUUUGAUUUAAAGUGUAGACAUAAUUUUUUGAUUAAACUAGGUAUGUACAAACCUCGAGAUCCAAAAGCUAGUCCAAAUUUUAUAACUGGCAAUCCUUCAUUGAAAAAAAUCAUUGAAACAAGUGAUAAACAGUUUGCUGUUAAAAUUGCUGGAGUUACAGCUGAAGAAUUCUUUGUGUUUAAAAAAAUAUAUAAAAAACAAAUAGAUGAUGAGAAUGAUGAUGAUUCAGAUGAACGUGAAUAUUACAGUGAUGAUAAUUGAUUUUUAUGUGGCAUGUAUAGUUUGUAGAAUACAUUGUUAGUAUUGUGUAAAAACUAUAAAUACACCAAGAUACAUAUUUAAACAUCUACUGUAAAAAUCAUUUUAAAUUGUAUAAAAUAAAUAAAAUAUUAUGUAGACAAUUA